Molecule: messenger RNA, 600 nt
Organism: Corticium candelabrum
Lineage: Eukaryota; Metazoa; Porifera; Homoscleromorpha; Homosclerophorida; Plakinidae
Product: transcription initiation factor TFIID subunit 11-like
Exons: 1
Coding region: 11-487 (158 amino acids)
Biological process (GO): RNA polymerase II preinitiation complex assembly; transcription initiation at RNA polymerase II promoter
Cellular component (GO): transcription factor TFIID complex; nucleus
Molecular function (GO): protein heterodimerization activity; transcription coactivator activity
Source: RefSeq, a predicted model, not a curated record
CCGAGGCUAGAUGGGCAAGAAGAGGAAGGAACGCGACGGGGCAGAAACUGACACUGUAGCCCAAGACGAGCCCUCUAAUCCCGCUAAACUGCCGAAAACCGACGAAACGAAAGACACAAGACACAAACAGGACGAACUCGACCAUCAACAGCGAGACCGGCGCAACAUGCAGGCUCUGGUGACCGCCUUCUCCUCCGAGCAGAACGACAGAUACGAAUUCUAUCGACGUUCGGCGUUUCCACGAGCCGCAAUCAAGAGACUAAUGCAGAACGUGUCUGGAGUGUCCGUCCCAUUGAAUGCUGUUAUUGCUAUGGCGGGAAUAACGAAGGUUUUUGUCGGGGAGGUCGUCGAGGAGGCGUUGGAUGUGAGAGACAAACUGGGCGACGAUGGUCCCGUACAGCCGAAACAUUUGAGAGAAGCGGUGAGAAGACUGAAAGUGAAUGGAAGCGUUCCAACUGUCCGACGUGAAAGACAGUCUUUCAUGUAGACAGACAAUGAUGCAGCUAUAAUGCAGUAGGCCUAGUAUUGAUUGAUUAAUUAAUUAUGUAUAUAUUUAUUAAUGUGUUAUAGAUAAUACAUUUAUCGAGGGUACAGUGUAGC